Beta vulgaris subsp. vulgaris (sugar beet) is the source of this 4119-nucleotide messenger RNA. RefSeq names its product DNA-directed RNA polymerase 1B, mitochondrial. The record is from RefSeq and is a predicted model, not a curated record. NCBI's taxonomy places the organism in Eukaryota, Viridiplantae, Streptophyta, Magnoliopsida, Caryophyllales, Amaranthaceae. Gene Ontology annotation, cellular component: mitochondrial DNA-directed RNA polymerase complex. Gene Ontology annotation, biological process: mitochondrial transcription. Bases 300 to 3260 code for a protein of 986 amino acids. Gene Ontology annotation, molecular function: DNA binding; DNA-directed RNA polymerase activity. The transcript has 19 exons.
AUAUUUUCAUUGUGAACAAACAAACUAAAGCUUUCCACCAAAACCAUACUAAAAUCUCCCCUCAAAAAAAAGAAAAACCAUACUAAAAUCUUAGGGACUUAGGUUUAAGCAGGGUUUUGGCGGCUAUCCGUCUUAACGCCGGCCUUUUUUCUUCACCUCAUCUCUCUUCUUCACACCAGUUACACCUGCAUUACCUCUGGUUUUUCUUACUUCAAUCACAACAAACAAGUUUUACCUUUUUAUUUUUUUUUUCCUGGGGUGUUAUAUCUACAACUUCUGCUGGAUCUUUGAAACCAUCUAUGAUGUGGAGAAAAGUCUCAAAAUUUGAGAUUUUGAGGAAGAUUAAAACCUCAGUAGAGCUAAAACCCUCCUCUUAUUUCACAAGAUGGAAUGAAUUAUCACAAGAUUCAACCAAAAUUAGGGAUUUUUUAGUGCAAAAUAAUGUAAAACCCAGGUUUCCAUUGGUGGGUUUUGGGCGAAUUGGAGAGUUAUCAUCUCAAAAGAGUGAAAUGGGAAGUUCUAAUUUUAUGUUUUCUGCAAACCCUUUUGGUAGUUGUGGGUUUUGUAAUCAAUCUAUGUGUUACUAUGGAACUGCUGCAGAAGCUAUAGCUACUGCAUCCUCUGAGGAAGAUGAUGAAGUUCGUGAAUUGGUUGAGGAAAUCAACAAAUUGGAGAGAGAAAAGUCCCAAACUGUAAGGCGAAAGGAGCCGCCGAGCAAUUUGAUUGCUGGGAUGCUGCCAGGGAGGUACAAUACUCUUAGGAAGAGGCAGAUUAAGAUAGAGACUGAAGCUUGGAACGAGGCGGCGAAAGAGUAUCAGGAGUUGUUAUCUGAUAUGUGUGAGCAAAAGCUUGCCCCUAAUUUGCCAUAUAUGAAGUCAUUGUUCUUGGGUUGGUUUGAGCCUUUGAAGGAUGCAAUUAAGGCUGAACAGGAUUUGACUAAGUCAGGUAAGAAUAAGGCGGUUUAUGCUCCGUGUUUCGAUCAAUUGCCUGCGGAUAUGAUGGCUGUUAUCGUGAUGCAUAAGUUGAUGGCUCUGUUGAUGACUGGUAGUGGAAAUGGUAGUGCCACUGUGGUCCAAGCCGCGUCUCAAAUUGGUGAAGCUAUUGAACAGGAGGCUAAAAUUCGAAGAUUCUUGGAAAAAUCAAAGAGAAAACCUUUAAAUAGCAACAGCGAUGAGGAUGAUGCAGCAAAAGCUCAAAAGAGGCUUGCAAAGAAGGUGACAAGUUUGAUAAAGAAGCAAAAAGGUCAGCAAGUUCGGGAAAUAGUGAAGGGACAAGAUGAUUCCAAACCUUGGGGUCAGGACAACCAAGUAAAGGUUGGCUGCAGAUUGAUUCAACUACUGACAGAAACAGCGUAUAUACAACCUCCAGUUGAUCAAUUAGCAGAUGGUCCACCUGACAUUCGUCCUGCAUUCAUCCACACCCAACAAACUGUUUGUAAAGACUCACAAAAAGGAAUCCGCAGGAGAUAUGGAGUUAUAAAAUGUGAUCCUUUGGUGCGCAAGGGUUUAGAAAAGACUGCCAGGCAUAUGGUGAUUCCUUACAUGCCAAUGUUGGUUCCUCCAUUGAACUGGGAAGGGUAUAACAAAGGAGCACAUCUGUUUCUUCCAUCUUAUAUCAUGCGAACUCAUGGAGCCAAGCAGCAAAGAGAAGCCCUUAGAAGGGCUGGAAAGGACAAUUUAAGUACCGUUUUUGAGGCUCUUGAUACACUUGGUAACACCAAAUGGAGGGUCAACAAAAAAGUGCUUAGUAUCAUAGACAGGAUAUGGGCUACUGGAGGCCGCCUUGCUGACUUAGUUGACCGUGAAGAUGUUCCUUUUCCAGAGGAACCAGAUACAGAUGAUGCAGCAGAAAUUAAGAAAUGGAAGUGGAAGAUUAAAGCUGUCAAGAAAGAUAAUGCAGAAAGACACUCACAACGUUGUGAUACAGAACUUAAGCUAGCUGUGGCCAGAAAGAUGAAGGAUGAGGAGGGAUUCUACUAUCCACACAACCUGGAUUUCCGUGGUCGUGCAUACCCCAUGCACUCUCAUUUGAAUCAUCUUGGUUCUGAUUUAUGUCGGGGAAUCCUAGAGUUCGCAGAGGGGCGUCCUCUUGGAAAGACAGGACUUUGCUGGCUCAAAAUUCAUCUGGCAAAUUUAUAUGCUGGUGGUGUUGAUAAAUUGUCCUAUGAGGGUCGGAUAGCAUUUUCGGAGGAUCGUCUAGAUGAUAUAUUUGAUUCCGCAGAUAGGCCUUUGGAAGGAAGACGCUGGUGGUUGAGUGCAGAAGACCCUUUUCAGUGCCUAGCUGCGUGCAUAAAUCUUACUGAAGCAUUAAGAAGCUCGUCUCCAGAGGAAUAUUUAUCACAUAUUCCUAUUCAUCAGGAUGGUUCUUGUAAUGGUUUACAACACUACGCUGCCCUUGGAAGAGACAAGCUGGGAGCAGAGGCUGUGAAUCUUGUCGCAGGGAAUAAACCAGCUGAUGUUUACUCUGGGAUUGCUACGAGAGUUCUUGAAAUAAUGCGUAUUGAUGCUCAGAAAGAUCCUUCAACUGAACCUAAUGCACUCCGUGCAAAGAUUUUGUUAGAUCAGGUGGACAGGAAGCUGGUCAAGCAAACUGUAAUGACUUCGGUGUAUGGUGUCACUUACAUUGGUGCUCGUGAUCAAAUUAAAAGGAGGCUGAAAGAACGUGAUGCCAUUGCAGAUGACAAUGAGUUGUUUGCUGCAGCAUGUUAUGCUGCUAAAACUACCAUGACUGCACUGGAAGAGAUGUUUGAAGCAGCAAGAGGCAUAAUGGGUUGGCUUGGUGACUGUGCAAAGAUCAUAGCAUCUGAAAACCAGCCUGUGCAAUGGACAACACCCCUUGGACUCCCUGUUGUUCAACCUUAUCGCAAUCAGGGAAGACGCCUUAUCAAGACCUCUCUUCAGGUUCUGACCCUUCGCAGUGAAACUGAUAAGAUCAUGGUUAAGCGUCAGAGAACAGCAUUUCCUCCAAAUUUUGUUCACUCUCUUGAUGGCUCCCACAUGAUGAUGACUGCCAUUGCUUGCAAACAGGCUGGCUUGAAUUUUGCAGGAGUUCAUGAUUCAUACUGGACACAUGCAUGUAAUGUUGAUGAAAUGAACCGGAUAUUGAGGGAGAAGUUUGUUGAACUGUAUGAACAACCUAUACUCGAAAAUUUGUUGAAAAGCUUUCAAGAUUCUUUCCCGGCGCUGGAAUUUCCUCCUCUUCCUGAACGUGGAGAUUUCGACUUACGAGAGGUUUUGGAGUCUCCUUACUUCUUCAAUUAGUCUGGCGACAGGAAUUCCUGAUUGAUUUAUAGUAUUAUAUAGCCUUCACCUGAUCAUACACGACACGAACAACAUGAAUAAAUAGAAUCUCUCGGUAUUCAUGGUUUGUUAAAGGAGGAGAUGAUUGGAUUCACACCCUACCAAAACAGAAACGGAGCUGGCAAACAGGUUGAGUCUUUGGAUGGUGUCAAUCUCACCUCCAAAAUUCCCAAAAGCCACGCCUUAUUUAGUCAGGCACAUUAUGGGAAUGGCCAUCGAGGUUGGUCACACUUUUUAGCAAUUGAUUACUAAGCGAGCAAUCGUCUCAUGAAAAAAUUUCUCUUUGAUCCAAGCUGCUCCCUAUAUGAAUUAUUGGCUGGAAACCUGCUUCAUCAAAAUAUAAGUGAGAGAGAGAGAGCUCCUCAGCGGGAGAAUGGGAAGAGUUCUUGAAUCUUGAUGGCAGUUGCACUAACCAGAUCUAGAGCAGCUGUUUUAGCAUCAGCAUGCGCAGCGACAAGAUGACGAUGUUGAAAAUUCAUCUUCAGGUGGGGAUUUUUUUUUUUAUACUGAUUACUUAUUUAUCGGAGAGUAUCCAGAAUAAAAAGCGAGCAACUCCAUGGAUGGAUUGCUGCUCGCAUAGAGUUAUAUACGCCUAACUACAUAGUGCCGUCUGAUGUACAUGUGUUGUAGAAACAAAAAGUUUCCGAUACAGAAGUCGAGUGUUUUAGGAUGUUGAGUUCUCUCAAUGUUAAUCAAUUUUGUUUCGAUCCAUGUAUUGUGAUAUUACUUGUACAGUGUAAGAACAAAUAAAUCAAUUGGUUGCUGACUUGUUAUUGAAGCUAAAACAAAUCAAAUGACUUCAAGACAUUAUUACCUUGUA